UCUCUUCUUCUGCUAUCCCCACGCGAAUUAAAGACUUUUCUAUAUUCUGAUUGUAAUCUUCAUUUAUCUUAUCAGAUGAAUGAAAUUUCAGUUUUGCUGUUAAAAAAAAACUAACAAUAUUUUUUGUUCAGCUUGAUUUCUCUUUGCCGAAAGUCCUGUUAUAAAGAACUUUGACAACGGAACAAACCAGCAGAGAAUAAGAGGAAUUUUCUGAGGUCUGGUUGGAGAUAUUGCGAAGAGGGAAAGACAGUGGAUUGCUCGUGUUUUCGCUCCAUUUGAGAGAGGACCCUUAGUCAUCCGUUAUUGAAACAGAUUUGAUGGAGAUAUCGCUGCUAAAAGUGCUUCUCAAUGACAUCUCUAGUUUCUUUCAAUUGUUACAUAGCGACAACAUACAAUUCGAACCGGUCCUGAGAUAUUACCUCAAGAUUGAAGGGAUCCUGAAGUUGUUAAAGUCAGUACUUGAUGCCAUUGUUGAUGCUGAAAUAGCUUCAAAUGAAACCUUUCAAAAGGCGUUUGCUGGAAUGGGUCAGUCUGUUGAUGAAAUUAGGGAGCUAUUUGAAAGCUGUCAGCAGUUGAUGAGUAAACUUUAUUUUGUUCUGCAAGCUGAAUCAUUAAUAGCAAAAAUUCGGAUUUAUGGCGUGGAAAAUUUGGAGCUACUGAAUCAUUGUCUCCCUGCUGAAUUAAGUGCAACAUCGCUUGAGCACUGCGUUCAGAAAUUUAAGCAAAUGGGAUAUGAGCAAAUACCAGCUCUUAUUACAAAAGCUAAUCGUGAUCGAGUGGAGGUCUCUGAACCCAGCUCAAAGGGCCUAGCUAAAAUUGCAGAUUACCUGAGCUUAAGGUCAAACCAGGAUUUUUUCAUUGAGGCUGUGGCCCUCGAAAAGUUGAAGGAGAAUGCUGAACAAGCUGAAAAGAAUGGGGAAGUUGAGUAUAUUGAUCAAAUGAUAGCUCUUGUUACUAACAUGCAUGACCACUUUGUUACGAUGAAUCAGUCCCAGAGCUGUUAUCCCAUACUGAUACCUGCUGAUUACUGCUGCCCCCUCUCACUUGAGCUCAUGACAGAUCCUGUGAUUGUUUCUUCUGGACAAACUUAUGAGCGGAAUUUUAUUCGGAAAUGGAUUGACCUUGGGCUCACUGUUUGCCCCAAGACUCGGCAAACUCUCGCCCAUACCAAUCUUAUUCCCAAUUACACUGUAAAGGCACUGAUUGCAAAUUGGUGUGAUUCAAACAAUGUGAAGCUGCCUGACCCCAUGAAGUCAAUGAGCUUGAACCAGCCUACGUCUCUUCUUACGGAUGCAGAAUCUGGUGCUACCAGUGAUUCACCUGUUUUUCCUCAUUCAAGGAACAACCAAUCUACAUCACCAGACACAAUUCGGUCAAUAGGCUCGCCUGGAAGGAACUUAAUCUCAUCAAGUGAAAUCCAUAGAGAAGUAUCCUCUCCAUUGCAUCCCCGUUCAUCCUCAGAGGAUUCCUUGUCUGGAGUAGCUGAAAAGGGCCAUGGAUUGGAUAUUGAGAGAAUAUUGCUUGAAAGUUCUGAAGACAGUUUGGCUAAUUCAGGAGAGAGAAGUUUGGAUUCAGGUGGCCAACUUUCUAUGUCACCAUCAAGAAAAGAAUUUUCUAGUAAUGCUGGGGCAGACAAACAGUCAUCUAUGGGCCACAAUCGUACAAUCUCAGCCUCCAGCGCACACUCUAAUUCAAAUGUUUCACAAGGAAUGCCUGGUGAUAGUAAUGAGGUCUCCUCAGAGGCAACAACCUACAGCACUGAUUCUUCAGGGGAGGCAACAUCAGAACCCCAGCCGGCUGCUAUGCUGACUGCCCCACAGAGAGAGCCCGAGUUCCCAUCUCCAUUGGAAACAAGAUCUCAUAGCCAAGCAAUCUGGUGCAGACCAUCUGAGAGGCUUGUUCCAAGGAUAGUUUCUUCUCCUGCCAUUGAAACGAGGGCUGAUCUUUCUGGAGUUGAAACCAAAAUCCGGAAGCUGGUUGAGGACUUGAAGAGCUCUUUUCUUGAUGCGCAAAGAAGCGCCACUGCUGAAAUCCGGUUACUUGCAAAGCAUAACAUGGAUAAUCGAAUUGUAAUUGCAAAUUUUGGGGCCAUCAGCUUGUUGGUUACUCUUCUUCGUUCAACUGACACAAAAAUACAGGAAAAUGCCGUUACUGCACUUCUCAACCUAUCAAUAAGUGAUAAUAACAAGGCAGCAAUUGCAAAUGCUGAUGCAAUUGAACCUCUUAUUCAUGUCCUGAGGACAGGGAGCCCUGAAGCUAAGGAGAAUUCUGCUGCUACUCUUUUUAGCCUAUCGGGGGCUGAGGGUAACAGGGUCAGGAUUGGGAGGUCUGGAGCAAUUCAACCUCUUGUUGAUUUAUUAGGAAACGGAACUCCUAGGGGGAAAAAAGAUGCAUCCACAGCGUUGUUUAACUUGUCAAUCUUGCAUGAAAACAAGGCCCGUGUUGUGCAGGCAGGUGCUGUGAAGUACCUCGUAGAGUUGAUGGACCCUGCUGCUGGGAUGGUUGAUAAGGCAGUUGCUGUUUUGUCCAAUCUCUCUACCAUUCCCGAGGGAAGGGCAGCGAUUGGUCAGGCGGGAGGGAUCCCUGUUCUGGUCGAGGUUGUUGAGUUGGGUUCUGCAAGAUCGAAAGAGAAUGCAGCUGCUGUUCUCCUACAGCUAUGCUCUAACAGCAAUAGGUUCUGCAAUAUCAUUCUCCAGGAAGGGGCCGUUCCACCAUUAGUAAUAUUGUCACAAUCUGGCACACCAAGAGCCAAAGAAAAGGCUCAGUUACUGCUCAGCCUCUUCAGAAACCAACGACAUGGUAAUGCUGGGAGGGGAUGACUUGGAUAGAAUGACAUUUGGUGGUUAUGCGAUGUUUUAUGGUAAGAUGUAUGAUGUAUGUAAAUCUUGUGUUGCAAAUUUGGCAUAUGAAGAUCCUACAUUUUUGGGUGUUCCUUGAUUUGUUAGAACAACUGUAUAAAGAUAUGAUUCGCUGAGGGGUAACUGAGCCAAAAA
Messenger RNA from Ilex paraguariensis (yerba mate), 2993 nucleotides. The record is from the annotation of a GenBank genome assembly. Lineage: Eukaryota; Viridiplantae; Streptophyta; Magnoliopsida; Aquifoliales; Aquifoliaceae.